AUGAAAGAAGGAGUUAUAUUUUGGCCAAUAGAGUUGCCAUUUUUUGUCAUUAUGUUACCAGUGUACAUAUAUCAAGCCUAUCUAACAUAUAAAGAGUACAAAAAGGAAAUACCAGCCUUCAAUCCUAUUUUUAAACCAAAACCUGUUGCAUUCUGUGUAUUUGCAAGUUUAGUAAUUGGAACCAUUUUUAGAAUAGUAACAUGUGCAUUAGUAGUUUAUUAUAAUGAAGCUGAACCAUAUUCAUAUCCAAUUAUGCAUACAGUAUUUAUGUUUUGUAUUACUUGUUAUAUAAUGGAAUGGUAUUUUAUCGUCUUUUUCUGGAUUAGUAUAGUCGUUGGCUUUUUGACUAAUCGUAAUGUACUGGAUAUGCAAAUAUUGGCACGUGUCGAAAUAUGGCUGUGGUCGUCGAUUGGCAUCCUAUGGCUAUACCACUUUAUGUUGGCUGCAUUCGAUUUCCAUGGCCGACAUUUAAUCAACGUCGAUGAUUUUUGGCGUAUUGGAUUCAAUGUAUUUGUAACUGAAAUGUUGGGUCUAUUCAUUUAUUAUUCAACUUUUCUAUUACGUAAAUUCCGUUCAACUGCUCAUGAUGAUUAUAUAUAUAAAAAGUUGAUUUGGUUUUUAGUUGUAUUUGCAAAUGUAGUCAUUGGAUCAAUAAUAUUAAAUUUCUUUUAUGUUUUUUAUGCAAGGGGUAGAGGGUAUUGGCAGUAUGGAUCCAAUCUCUUGUUCUUUGUGUGCGAGUUUGGGCAGGGUCUGGCAGUAUACCUAUUGCUCGGAAAGGGAUGGUUGGCUGAGCGAUUGAGCAAGUUGAUCGGUAUCCCAAGAUUCAAAAAUUCACAAGACAAGUUGGUCGAUGCCAACAAGACGCCAUCUGAUCCCAAACAACGUAUCAUGGGACUAGACUAUUUCUCAAACAGUACACAUGUACCUAGUAACAAAGCCGGCGGUGGUGGUGCAACAAACAUCACAGUCUCUUCUUCUUUUAGUCCAGAAUACUAUAAUUCACAUAUAACUCCUCAAAAUAGUUCACUUGAUGAAGAAUCAAAUAUUGCUUCUACUCCUCCACCACAACCAAAAAAUAGAAAUAAUAAUGGUGGAGGUGUUGAAUUGGAAAAUACAAACAAAAAAGAACAAAAAGAAGAGAAAUUGGUUGAUAUUAGUAGUGAUGAAAAUAAUACACCAAAAUUAAAUAGUAGCAACAACAAUAUUAAUACAACUAAUCAUAAUCAUGAUAACUUGUUAGAUUUAAAGGAAGGAUCAAAACAUAAUAAUAAUAAUAAUAAUAAUAUUCCAGAAAUAAUUUCCCUCACCACCAACACCACCAAUAUGACAUCCAAUGAUAUAUCUUUAGGAAAACAAGGAGAUGAUCAACAUUAUGAUCAUCAAUCUAAUUCACCUUCUCCUGGAUGUCCAAAUGUAUAG
Cavenderia fasciculata is the source of this 1419-nucleotide messenger RNA. RefSeq lists its product as uncharacterized. The record is from RefSeq and is a predicted model, not a curated record. The transcript is spliced from 3 exons. NCBI's taxonomy places the organism in Eukaryota, Evosea, Eumycetozoa, Acytosteliales, Cavenderiaceae. Bases 1 to 1419 code for a protein of 472 amino acids.